ACUGGGUUAAAAUUGGCUUUCCUUUUCUCUGUUCCUGAUCCUUCCUUAUUGUUCUUUGUCACCCUCAGACUUGAACUUUCCGAAGCGCUUUUUGAUAUCACUAAAAGAACCGAUUACCCCGCAUGAUUAAGAGAUCCACGCAAAAGAGUACUUUGUUUGAACGUCGUUUAGGCUUGUACGAUUACGCCAAAAAGGACGUCUUCCCCAGCAGCGAUGGUUCUUCUUGUCAAUCUUCGAGAAAUGCACGUACUCCUUCCUUUACCACUAUAUUCCUUCUUCAAGCCCAAGCGUCCAUGAUCCAGUUUAUCAGUCGCCUAGGUUCAAAAGUUUCAACACACACAAUCUUGCCCGUCCGCAUCACUCAAAAGGCCUUACGCUGGGCUCUUUUAGUGGGAUUGCUGGUGUUCGAUAACGUUGCUUAUCUACUGAAAGUUGAAGAAGAAAUAUCCGCCAUCAACGAACCCCCAUCGAAACCUUUGAAACGAUCGUCAUCCCACAUGCUCGUACACACGAAUACAAAUAACUACCCCCAAGAAGAGGAACACAAACAACAACAACAGCAGCGCCCCGCAAUGGAUCCAGCGUUUCCCGCCAUUCAUGCCGAAGCAACAGCACUAUCCUCACCAAACUCUCCCAUUCCUACAGCCACCCAUGCAUAUGACACUACGAGCCUGGCCUCUUCCACUGCCAACUCUUUGGACGCGACGGCUGACGGCGCUUCGCAGGCAUCGUCCCUCUCAAGCAACGAACGCCGGAGUAUAAAGAGCGAGUGCGAUAAACCAGCACGUCGCCCAUCACGUAUUCCCACAAGUACACGACGUGUGCGAUCACUAUCGAACAAUUUAUCAGUGACAGUAAUGCAACCUACCAUCAGCGAUUCGACUGCAGGAGCCACGUCAACCGAAGGACGAUCGCAUUCGCCGGAAGUUCACACCAUUCGGCGCAUCCAUGCACAACGUGAUUUGAGUGUCAAGGCCCACUUCCAUGGGAACAAGGAAGCGUCCAACCUAAUUACACCGUGUCACCGUAAAUCCACGGCCAGUUCGGGGCACCCGACUCAUUCGCUUUAUGGUUCUUGCGCACACUCGUUAUACUCUGUGACCUCGUCCUCUGUGUGUUCCAGUGAAUCCAUCGUCAAAGAGAACGCAGGCCAGCCGCGAACCGGUGCAAGAACGUCAAAACUGUCGGUGAAAUGAUCAGUGAAAACCCGUUGAUUCGUAAAGACCUCACGCAGGGGCAUAUCAGUUUACCACUUCCUAAUGGCUUGUCACGCCCUGCAAGUCCCCUCGUUCCUUGGAGACCAUGAGAAAAUUUGCAUGCUCACAUAAAAAAAAUUCAUCUUGUAUAUCAUCCCCCUUCUUCUGCAUAUUAUCCCGGUUCUGUGUAGAUGCUUUAUAUCGCACAUUCUAUUAAAAAGAACAUUGACUCUUCCAUUGAACAUUUUUCUUUGCAAUACACAAAAGCAAAACAUUAUAGCAAAUAUGCGAGCAAUAGACAUGAAC
This is a messenger RNA of Radiomyces spectabilis, 1502 nucleotides long. RefSeq lists its product as uncharacterized. The transcript is spliced from 2 exons. The record is from RefSeq and is a predicted model, not a curated record. NCBI's taxonomy places the organism in Eukaryota, Fungi, Mucoromycota, Mucoromycetes, Mucorales, Radiomycetaceae. Bases 123 to 1196 code for a protein of 357 amino acids.